Gavia stellata (red-throated loon) is the source of this 6955-nucleotide messenger RNA. RefSeq names its product WNK lysine deficient protein kinase 2 (gene WNK2). The coding region runs from base 1 to 6933 and encodes 2310 amino acids. Gene Ontology annotation, cellular component: cytoplasm; cytosol. The transcript has 28 exons. Gene Ontology annotation, molecular function: ATP binding; chloride channel inhibitor activity; protein serine/threonine kinase activity. Lineage: Eukaryota; Metazoa; Chordata; Aves; Gaviiformes; Gaviidae. The record is from RefSeq and is a predicted model, not a curated record. Gene Ontology annotation, biological process: positive regulation of potassium ion import across plasma membrane; negative regulation of sodium ion transport; protein phosphorylation.
AUGGAAGCGGGGGGCGAUGCCGGAUCGGCGCCUCGGCGGGGAGGCGGCCGCGGCGGCUUUGCGGCGACUGCCGAGCCCGGCGCUGGCCCGGCUGCGGGGACGAGCAUCGAUACUGACGGGCCCGGCGGGAGCGGGGCGGCCAUGCCCGGAGCCCCCCCCCCCCCGCCGCUCCGCGCCCCCUCCUCCAGGGACCCCAGAACGGUCCACCAGCGGUUCCUGCGGAGGAGCGUGGUGGACUCGGACCAGGAGGAACCCGCUUUCGACCUCCCCGAGUCGGAGCAUCAGAGGAAAAUCAUCCUGCUCCCCAAAACCCGGAGGAGAAUUGCGGAGCGGGCGAAGGCAGGGCAGGGGGCCGGGGAGAGGCUGUGCCGGGGGGCUGAGCCCUCCCCCGGGCCCGGGGCAGCGCCGUUCCCCGGCAGCGUCGGAGAGCAGAAGGAACCCGGCAGAGAUGUGGAGAGGAAAGAGGCGGCGGAUGCGGCCAAAGACCAGAGCAAGGCUAAGAAAGAGGAGCCCGAGGAGGAGGAGGCCGAUAUGAAAGCGGUUGCCACCUCGCUGGACGGCAGGUUCCUAAAGUUCGACAUCGAACUCGGGAGGGGAUCCUUCAAAACGGUCUAUAAGGGUCUGGACACGGAGACGUGGGUGGAAGUUGCCUGGUGUGAACUGCAGGACAGAAAACUCACAAAAGUAGAGAGGCAGAGAUUUAAAGAGGAAGCAGAAAUGUUGAAAGGUCUACAGCAUCCAAACAUUGUGAGAUUUUAUGACUUCUGGGAAUCCUGUGUAAAAGGCAAAAGAUGCAUCGUGCUGGUUACCGAAUUGAUGACCUCUGGAACGCUAAAGACGUAUCUGAAGAGAUUUAAAGUGAUGAAACCAAAAGUCCUGCGUAGUUGGUGCCGGCAAAUCCUAAAGGGUCUUCUUUUCUUGCACACAAGAACUCCACCAAUAAUUCACAGAGACUUAAAAUGUGACAAUAUUUUUAUUACUGGACCAACUGGAUCUGUGAAAAUAGGAGACUUGGGCCUGGCAACCCUCAAGAGAGCUUCGUUUGCCAAAAGUGUAAUAGGUACACCAGAAUUUAUGGCCCCGGAAAUGUAUGAGGAACACUACGAUGAAUCUGUGGAUGUCUAUGCUUUUGGAAUGUGCAUGUUGGAAAUGGCUACCUCAGAAUACCCUUACUCAGAAUGCCAGAAUGCUGCUCAAAUUUACCGGAAAGUAACCUGUGGUAUAAAGCCAGCAAGCUUUGAGAAAGUUACCGAUCCUGAAAUUAAGGAGAUAAUUGGGGAGUGCAUUUGCAAAAAUAAAGAAGAAAGAUACGAAAUUAAAGAUUUGUUAAGCCAUGCCUUUUUUGCUGAAGAUACUGGGGUAAGAGUGGAACUUGCGGAAGAAGACCAUGGUAGGAAAUCCUCUAUUGCCUUAAGACUCUGGGUAGAAGAUCCUAAGAAACUGAAAGGAAAACCCAAAGAUAAUGGAGCCAUUGAGUUUACUUUUGAUCUGGAGAAGGAAACUCCUGAUGAUGUUGCACAAGAAAUGAUUGACUCUGGAUUUUUUCAUGAAAAUGAUCUCAAGAUAGUUGCGAAGUCAAUACGUGACAGAGUAGCAUUAAUACUAUGGAGAAGAGAGAGAAUUUGGCCUAGGAUGCAGUCAGAGGAGCGUCGGGACUCUGAAUGUCUGGAGAAGUUGAAGACGCCGCAUGCACAGCAGGUCCAGGUCACCUACCUUUCUCACACUGGUCACCAUGUCCUGUCGGAGUCGGAGGAGCCAGAGGCAGACCAGCAUCCCUUUCAGCAAAACCUGCCCACCAGCGUCACCUCUGUUGCAUCUGACAGCACGUUUGACAGUGGCCAGGGGUCCACUGUUUAUUCAGACUCACAAAGCAGCCAGCAAAGCGUCAUCUACUCGUCUCUGCCUGACCCGGUACCUCCUGCUAUUCAACGGGUGUAUAGCCCACCUCUGAGCGAGAGCCAGGCUGUGCCCCAUAGCCUUCCGCAGCUGGGGCACUACCAGCAGCCCUCAGGACCUGGCCUCCCCGCGGUUCAGGCGGCGCCCGGGGUGGUGUCCCAGCGGCCCCAGCACUACCAGGAGCCGGCGAUGCCGUUCCCCGUCGUCCAGCCCACCACCGUCGCCUCCCUGCAGCUGGGGCAACCGCAGCCGGUGCUGGCCGGCCAGCAGCAGCAACCCAUGUCACAGCAAGCUUCCCUGCAGCAGGUGCUUGCCAACCAGCCGGUUUGCCCAAUCCAGCCUGCAACCCAUCUAUUGCCCCAGUAUCAACCCCAGACCUCUCAGGUGGCAGCUAGCAGUACACCGCUAAAACCCCUUCAGAUUUCAACCGUGCCCCAGCUUCCGCCGGUGGCCCCUUCCCAGAUUCCUCAGUUUCCUGUCAUUCCUGCAAUUACUCCUCUGGCAGGACUUGACAGCCUUCCUCCAAACCUCUCUGAUAUACCUGCUGCAAACGUGCCCCCCAUACCUGCUCCUUCUCAGUAUUUUGCUCCAGCCGUGAUUUUACCCAGCCUCCCCAUGAACCCCACUCUGCCUAUGGCACCAAACUCCCCCGCCCUCCCCAUGCAGGCCGUCAAUCUUCCUCACACAACCGUGGCUUCUUUGGUCUUGCCCUGCCAAACAAUAGUGCCAAAUAUGUCGGCUGCUACGAUACCAUUGCUUGCUGUGGCUCCGCCGGGAGUGCCAGCGCUACCGCCGCAUCACGGGGUGCCCCAGCUCCCCCAGCAGCAGAUGUACCAGACCACCUUCCAGCAGAUCAUUCAGAGCGAAGCGCCCUCGCCCCAUCACACGCAGAGCACGCAAGCAGUAUCCCAGCCGCAGCAACCUCCACCUCCUCAGUCACUUCAGCCAAGCAUCAUUCAUCCUUCAGAACAGACUCUCUCUGCGCCUGGGGCUGGUCACCAGCAGAUGACUGGACACACUCAGUAUGCUUUGGAAGCUGGAGCCCAGGUGCCCGUGCUGCCUGUGCAACCUUCGAUAGUCAUGUCACCGCCUUUGCAGUUGCAGCCUGAACUGUUGCCUCCCCGCGUCGCUCCAGAAGGCGUUUCACAGAUUCACGGCAGCCUUGCUACCGCUAGUCCGCCUGUCCCCAUAGAUCACUGUCUGCCUCUUCAGCCGUCUGGUCUGCUGCAGCUUCAGCCCGAUCUUUCCCAGCCGCUCCCGGCUCCCUGCUCAGCUGUCCAGGCAGCCGCAGAGACAUCUCAAGAGGAGCAGGCAAUACAGGACAAACUUCAAACUCUGUCACAGAGCUGUGAAAGCUACAUGAGUCCAGAUGUUGCUUCGGGUAAAGAGAUGAGUGACAGCUUUGAAGGAGCGAUAGGAAGUGGAAAACAAGAAGGAAAGUCUUCAAAGAAACAUAAGAAAUCUACACGCGCUCGUUCACGCCAGGAGAAGUCCAGCAGACCAAAACUGACCAUACUAAAUGUUUGUAACACGGGGGAUAAGAUGGUGGAGUGCCAGCUUGAAACACACAAUCAUAAAAUGGUGACUUUUAAGUUUGAUUUGGAUGGCGACGCGCCGGAGGAAAUCGCUACUUACAUGGUAGAGAACGAAUUCAUAUUGCAGAGUGAAAAAGAGACAUUUAUUGAACAAAUGAAAGAUAUCAUUGAUAAAGCAGAAGAUAUGCUCAGUGAAGAUACAGAAGGAGAACGAAGUUCUGAUCAAGGAACGAGUCCCCAGCAAGAUACCGAUAGACUAGAAAUGAACGAGGAGAAGCGGCAGUCUCAAAUGAAGACACCCGUUUAUCAACAAAAUGUUUUGCAUACUGGCAAAAGGUGGUUUAUUAUAUGUCCUGUUGUGGAAAACCCUACUACUGAUGCACCAGAAUUUUCUCCACCGGUACCUCAGAGUACACAGCAGUCUGAAGGGCCAGACCUGGAGCAGUUGGAUGAUCAGCAAGCGAGCUCUGCGGCGACGGAUGCACCUGGUGUCUUAGCCAGUCAGCAGCUGCCCCUACAAGCAGGCGUAUGUGACAGCCCCAUCGGAGCCCCUCCGUCUUUGGCACAAGUUCCUGCCGCAGCAUCUUCCGCUGCCUUACCGAGCCAGGCGGAGUUUUCAGCUCCGGCGCUACUGGGAUCUGCUCCGAAUAUCCUAGAGCAGGCGGCUGCUAACGGAGGUCAGCUGGAGUAUUCUCCGCUGAAGGCAGCGAUGCCCGCUCAGCCUGGCCCUCCUGCCCCCCGUGCCGCCUUGCUGGAAGAGCCGUCCGACGCUCUCUUCGCUCCUCAGCACCUGCAGCCACAGGCCGACGAGGGCACGUGUGUCCCUGACGUGGAGAUAGCGUGUUGCAGCGUUGGGCCGCACAAGGCGGUCCCGGCAGAGCUCUGCCCGCUCCCCGUGCUCCCGGACGCCGUCGUUUUGGAACGGCAGCCUGCGGCGCAGGUCCCUCACCUGCCAGAGGCCAGCCAGCCUGGCGUGGUGCAGCACCCCUUCGUGAACCAAGCGUUCCCUGCAGCCGCCGCAUCCGAUCCUCUCGGUCUGGCGGGAUCUCAACUCCAGAGCCCUACUCAGGUGCCGGUGGCCGCACCCCAGCAGCACGCGAUGCUGCCCCAGGCGCAGCCCGUAGCCUGCGCCGGCGUGGGGAUCGGCCUGCUGCAACAGCAGCAGCCGAGCACCGCCGAGUCCGACGGAGAGGGGCCACCCAGGGUGGACUUCGUUGACAACACAAUAAAAAGCCUUGAUGAGAAAUUGCGCAAUUUACUUUACCAGGAAUACGUUCCUACUUCUUCUGCAUCGGCAGGGACUCCGGACACCGCUGUCCCGUUAGAACAGGGCGACAGUGAAUUUAACUUGCCAACUUUUCCCGAAGAUCAAGUUCCCGCGUUGGCAUUGGAUUUGAGAGAACCAGGCCAUAACGUUGCAGAUACGGGCCAGGAGGUGAAAGCUGCUGCUGAGGCCCCGUCGGUGCCACUCAUACCCUCUGAGAUCUCACCCUACCCGCCACCGUUUGAAAAGCCGGAGGUCACCAGCAUCGGUGCUCAUUCCUCAGGAGCAAGAGGUGGGUCAGCAAGCAGAAAAGGUUCAGCUGCAAGCGUCACUUCGGCUCCUGCUGCUACAGCGAAAGGCCUCCUUCAGGUUGCGCCUACAUCAUCAUCAAGCAUAACUAAGCAGAUGGAAACUUCUAAAAAGAGCGAGAAGGCAAAGACUAUGACUUCGUCUGCACACAUGGAUAAUGUAACGCAAAUAUCUACAGCAGAUGGGGUGAUAAAUAACCUUCAAAGGGAUGACUCUCUCGACUCCGGUUCCUAUGGAAAACAGGCUGAAACUCAUGAUAGCGGUACACCAGCCAAAACUAUUGGCAGGUUUUCAGUAAUCAGCACGCAAGAUGAAUUAACUUUAACAGCGCCACACUGCUUAAGGUUCUCGGCACCCCCGGACGUCUAUUUGGAUGAGCUACCUUCCAGCCCGGAUCUGAAGACAGCUGUCCGACGGGUGCAGACAGCCUCUUCUGUCGACGUCCUCUGUGACCAGGGUUCCAGUGAUUCUGCUGAUGAGCCUUUCCAUCGGCAGUCGGCUGCUGCUGCCCAACUGUCCCCCCCGAGCAGUAGUGCAGCCACGGACUUAAUUAAAAAAGCAGCUGCUUUUCUGCAAAGAUCUGGCAAAGCUAGCUCGCCAGGCCUCGAUUCACCUAACGGGCAAGGAACAAAAAUUCCUACCAUCAACAUAACAUCGUUCCACUCGCAGUCGUCGUACAUGAGCAGCGACAACGACUCGGAAUUUGAAGACGCCGAUAUGAAGAAAGAAUUGCAGAACCUGCGAGAAAAGCAUAUGAAAGAAAUUGCUGAACUUCAGACUCAGCAGAAGAAUGAGAUAGAGGCACUCUAUAUUCGGUUAGGGAAACCCCUUCCUCCCAACCUGGGGUUCCUUCACUCAGCCCCACCGAGCAGCCGUCGCCGAAGAACCAGCAAAAAUAAAUUGAAAGGUGGAAAACUAUUAAACCCUCUGGUCCAGCAGCUCAGGAGUGGAACAUCAAGCACAAGUAAUCUUUCCGACUCUAAAGACUCACCCCACAAAGAAACACCUAAAACUCAGCCUGGAGCUCCCGAAGCAGCAGCAGUAACCUCCCCUGCCUCGGCCACCUUUGGGAAGGCCGUUCAGACACAGCAGCCGUGCUCUGUCAAAGCCUCUUUGUCUUCUGACAUCUGCUCCGGCUUAGGCCCCGAAGGAGGUGACGUGAACGCAAGCUCUGGCCAAGGCUGGACGGUUUUCCACCAAACGUCUGAGAGAGUGACCUAUAAAUCUAGUAGCAAACCUCGUACCAGAUUCCUCAGUGGACCUGUGUCUUUGUCCAUCUGGUCCACCUUGAAACGACUAUGUCUAGGCAAAGAUCACAGUAGUAGAUCCUCGACAAACAGUCUCGUAACGUGUCCUGAGCCCGUCCCGCAAUCAACCCUGCAGGUUCAGGCCAACAACAGUAACAACAAGAAAGGGACGUUCACAGACGAUCUUCACAAGCUGGUUGACCAGUGGACAAGCAAAACUGUUGGAGCUGCACAGACAAAACCUUCUUUAAACCAACUGAAGCAGAACCAAAAAAGGCAAGACAUGGAGCCAAAGGCUAAUCCCAUGCAAACCCAGAAUGAGACAUGUGGAGUUAAUUCGGUAAGAAUGGGAUUGGGGAAACAGUGCGUUGUUCCAGCGUCUUGCCCCGUGCCCGCUGCCGUAGCUCCUGGAGCUUCACCGUCCCUGCCAGUGCCUAUGCCGGGGCCUGCCCGCUCUGGCACAGUGACACCUUAUGUGAUGCCUCUUUGUCAGUACGGAGGAGUUUUCCCUACACCCGUUUACGGAGUGCAGUGGUUGGGGCCGGCCGCGCAGCCCGGGAUUGCCGGAGGUCCGAGCGUUGCGCGGUUCUCGCCUCUCGGCAAAACCUGCUUGCAGAUGUACCCGGCGCCGCUGCAGCGACCCGCUGCCGAGCCGCCUGGCCCGCACCUGCGAAUGACGUAGCUCGGUGGCGUUGCCGUAGGUA